CUGUUCAUCUUUGACGGCCUGGAUGAAAGCAGACUUUCACUGGAUUUCAACAACAAAGAGCUCGUGUCUGAUGUCACACAGGAGUCAUCAGUCAGCGUGCUGUUGACAAGCCUCAUCAAGGGGAAUCUGCUUCCCUCGGCUCUCAUCUGGAUAACUUCCAGACCUGCAGCAGCCAAUCAGAUCCCUCCUUCAUGUGUUGACAGGGUAACAGAAGUACGAGGCUUCACUGACGCUCAGAAGGAGGAGUACUUCAGGAGGAGAGUCAGUGAUGAAGAUCUGUCCAGCAGAAUCAUCUCACACAUCAAGACCUCCAGGAGCCUCCACAUCAUGUGUCUGAUCCCAGUCUUCUGCUGGAUCACUGCUACAGUUCUGGACCACAUGUUGACCACAGACCAGAGAGGAGAGCUGCCCAAGACCCUGACUGACCUGUACUCACACUUCCUGCUGGUUCAGACAAAGAGGAAGAAGAAGAAGUACGAUGAAGGACAUGAGACGAGUCCACAGGAGCUGACGGAGGCUGACAGGGAAGUUCUUCUGAAGCUGGGGAGGCUGGCGUUUGAACAGCUGGAGAAAGGAAACAUCAUGUUCUACCAAGAAGACCUGGAGCAGUGUGGUCUGGAUGUCACAGAGGCCUCGGUGUACUCAGGAGUUUGUACAAAGAUCUUCAAAAGAGAGAGUGUGAUCUUCCAGAAAACAGUCUACUGCUUUGUUCAUCUGAGCGUUCAGGAGUUUCUGGCUGCAGUCUACCUGUUCCACUGUUACACCAACAAGAAGACAGAGGUACUGAAGGACUUCCUGAAAGAGAAGAAGGAGGAGGAGGAGGAUUACUCCACCCUGGAUGUCUUCCUGAAGAAGGCCAUGGAGAAAUCCCUUCAAAGUAAAAAUGGUCACCUGGACCUGUUUGUUCGCUUCCUUCAUGGCCUCUCUCUGGAGUCCAACCAGAGACUCUUAGGAGGCCUGCUGGGUCAGACAGACAACAGUCCAGAAAUCAUCCAGAGAGCCAUCAACAACCUGAAGGAGAUGAACAGUGAUGAUAUCUCUCCUGACAGAAGCAUCAACAUCUUCCACUGUCUGAUGGAGAUGAACGAUGACUCAGUCCAUCAGGAGAUCCAAGAGUUCCUGAAGUCAGAGAACAGAUCAGAGAAGGAACUCUCUGAGAUCCACUGCUCAGCUCUGGCCUACAUGCUGCAGAUGUCAGAGGAGGUUCUGGAUGAGUUGGACCUGAAGAAGUACAACACAUCACGGGAGGGACGACGCAGACUGAUUCCAGCUGUGAGGAACUGCAGAAAGGCUGAACUUUCUAACUGUGAACUCUCAGAGAGUCACUGUGAAGUCGUGGCCUCAGCUCUGAAGUCCAACCCCUCCCAUCUGACAGAGCUGGACCUGAGUUUCAACGACCUGGAAGAUUCAGGAAUGAAGCUGCUGUGUGCUGGACUGGAGAAUCCAAACUGUAAACUUGAGGCUCUGAGAUUGAGGGGCUGCAGGUUGUCAGAGAUCAGCUGUGCUUCUCUGGCCUCAGCU
Larimichthys crocea (large yellow croaker) is the source of this 1521-nucleotide messenger RNA. Its product is annotated as NLR family CARD domain-containing protein 3-like. NCBI's taxonomy places the organism in Eukaryota, Metazoa, Chordata, Actinopteri, Sciaenidae. The annotation marks the transcript as partial. The record is from RefSeq and is a predicted model, not a curated record. Gene Ontology annotation, molecular function: protein binding. The transcript is spliced from 3 exons.